AUGCGGCGGCUCCCGCUCCUGCUCCUGCUGCCCGCCCGCGGCGGGAGCGCAACGGUGGACUUCGACGCGGCCGUGAGGGCGGGCGACGUCGCCGCGGUCGUGGGCCACCUCGACGCGGGCCGCGACGUCGAGGGCCAAUCAAUGGGGAGCACGCCCCUGCUGCGCGCCGUGGCGCACCGGCGCGUCGCGGUCGCGCGCGCGCUGCUGGACCGCGGCGCCGACCCCGACGUGCGCGGCUCAGGGAUGCGGUCGCCGCUCGCGGUCGCGGCGCGGUGCGCCGCGCCCGGCGACGACCACGCCACGGCGCGCUGCGCCGCGAUCGCUUCGGCGCUGGUGGAGUACGGCGCGGACGUCGACGGUUGCGACUCAAUGGGCUGGUCGCCGCUCUUCCACGCGGCGCGCGCGCGCAACGUUUUGAUGUUGGAGACGCUGCUCGCCCUGAACGCGUCCGAAAGUUUGAUGGAGCGCUACAACGACGAGGACAUCUACUCGGGCCACCGCCGAACGUACGUCGAGCACGCGCGGCGCUUCGCUUCUCCAGACGACGACGAGUGCCGCCUCGGGUCGGCGGCGGCGCGGCGCGCGUGCGGCGCGCUGCGGGCGUGGCUCGCGGCGCGGGGGGGCUGA
Pelagomonas calceolata is the source of this 627-nucleotide messenger RNA. The record is from the annotation of a GenBank genome assembly. NCBI's taxonomy places the organism in Eukaryota, Pelagophyceae, Pelagomonadales, Pelagomonadaceae.